Molecule: messenger RNA, 294 nt
Organism: Staurois parvus
Lineage: Eukaryota; Metazoa; Chordata; Amphibia; Anura; Ranidae
Source: the annotation of a GenBank genome assembly
GCCUGCUUAUUCCACUUCCGCUAUGUAGGGAAGAGAAGCAUUGCCAGGGUUCAGGAUGUCUGGACAUGUAAGCAUUUUGGAGCAGCAGACAGAAAAUCUCAAACAAUGCCGGCUCUGCGGAGCAGGGCAGGAGCCUCGCGUCUUCAACAUCUUAGUAGCUUAGAGAGUUCCUUCACGCUCAACCAUAGUACAGGUGUCACAGAAGCAGACAUUUUACAUCAGGCAUUGCUGGAGGGAAAUUGCAGCACUGAAGUUUCUUUAACGGUCCUGGACACCAUCUCCUUCUUCACUCAG